This is a messenger RNA of Miscanthus lutarioriparius, 339 nucleotides long. The record is from the annotation of a GenBank genome assembly. Lineage: Eukaryota; Viridiplantae; Streptophyta; Magnoliopsida; Poales; Poaceae.
AUGGCGUCCAACUACGUCGACACCGUGGCGGACGAGGGCCGGUUCCACGGCCACGGCCACCACAGCACGACGCCGACCGGCGCGGCGUCGUCGCCCAAGACGAUGCGGAGGAGCUGGUCGUCCGCCUCGUCCGCCCACAGCCACGGCCAUGGCGCCGCGCCCAAGUGCGUCUGUGCGCCGGCCACGCACGCAGGCUCCUUCAAGUGCCGCCUCCACCGCAGCAGCUCCCAUGGCCACGGCCACGGCCACCCGGCGUCCCCUCCCUCCCCGGCCACCACCUCCGCCGCGCCGCCGCCGGCCGCGGCCCCGUCUUCCUCCCGCACCGUCGCGGCGCAGUGA